Molecule: messenger RNA, 1751 nt
Organism: Abrus precatorius (Indian licorice)
Lineage: Eukaryota; Viridiplantae; Streptophyta; Magnoliopsida; Fabales; Fabaceae
Exons: 3
Coding region: 246-1664 (472 amino acids)
Source: RefSeq, a predicted model, not a curated record
CCAGCCUCUGGGUCGCUUUUUCUCUAUCUUCAUCACGCAUACUUCAAUCUUUUUCGCUUUUGUCUUUCUUUGUCCUUUGAUUGCUACCAUAAAUUAAUUAAUAUUCUGCCUCCUUCUCUUCACAUCAAAGUCCAUGUGGUGUCAGCUUGUGAAGAAGAAAUGUAAUAAGGAUCUUGGUUUAAGCUAAGUGCCCGCAGCGCAACAACCUCACAGUCCUAGUAGACUGCACACCCAGCUACCAUCUAAUGGGGUCAGAGCAAAAUCGAUUUCCUCAGCAUGAAAGACGAAAGAGAUGGGGAGGAUGUCUGGGUGCAUUUUCUUGUUUUGGUUCACAGAAAGGUGGGAAGCGCAUUGUACCUGCAUCUCGCAUUCCUGACAGUAAUGGGUCAGCCUCUCAGCCCAAUGGACCUCAAGUGGCUGGGUUGACCAAUCAAGCCACAGGACUAGCUCCUUCUCUUUUGGCCCCACCUUCUUCUCCCGCAUCCUUUACACAUUCUGCUCUUCCUUCCACUGUGCAAUCACCUAGUUGUUUCUUAUCAUUAUCUGCUAACUCACCUGGCGGUCCUUCAUCUACAAUGUUUGCCACUGGACCAUAUGCUCAUGAACCACAACUGGUGUCUCCUCCAGUCUUCUCAAAUUUCACUACUGAGCCAUCUACUGCUCCUCGCACUCCUCCACCAGAGUUGGCUCACUUAACAACUCCCUCUUCCCCAGAUGUACCUUUUGCUCAUUUUCUCUCGUCUUCAGUGGACCUUAAAAAUAGUGACAAAAGUAACUACAUAACUGCAAAUGAUCUUCAAGCUACAUACUCACUCUACCCUGGAAGUCCAGCCAGCAGCCUUAUAUCACCAAUAUCAAGGAACUCUGGUGACUGUUUAUCAUCCUCUUUUCCUGAGCGGGAGUUCCACCCACAGUGGGAUUCAUCACUAUCUCCUGAGAAUGGAAAAUAUCAGAGGACUGGGUCUGGGAGGGUGUCUGGGCAUGACAGCAAUGCUGUCACUAUGGCAUCCCAAGAUACAAAUUUCUUUUGCCCUGCUACCUAUGCACAAUUCUAUUUAGACCAAAAUCCAUUUCCUCAUAAUGGUGGGAGAUUAAGUGUUUCAAAAGAUUCAGAUGUUCAAUCUACUGGUGGAAAUGGACAUCAGAGUAGGCAUACUAGAAGUCCUAAGCAAGAUGUGGAAGAAAUAGAAGCUUACCGAGCAUCUUUUGGUUUCAGUGCAGAUGAGAUUAUAACUACCCCUCAAUAUGUGGAAAUUUCUGAUGUAAUGGAGGACUCGUUUACCAUGAUGCCUUUCACUUCUAGUAAAUCAACAAUGGAAGAGAGCAUAGGGCCUUCAUUUAUGAAAGAAUUCAAAGCUCAGGAGACACAAGUAGCAUUGCAGAGUCUGAAAAAUCUUAGAUUAGAUCCAGGUCCAGUUGGCAAGGAAGCAAUUAUUCAAGCCCCUAUAUGUCAAGGAUAUGAAGAUCAUAAAUCACAAGGACAUUGUAGCAACAGCUCUGGACUAAGUACACCGGAUAACCAUACUCUCAUAGAUGAUGAGGAUAUAUUCUCAAAAUUGGGGUCAUCCAGAAUCUGUAGGAAAUAUCAAACGGGAUUGUCGUGCUCUGAUGCGGAGGUUGACUACAGGAGGGGAAGAAACUUACGAGAAGGAAAGGGAAUGUAAUAUGGCAUGACUAAGAAUCAGUUAAUCAGUUGAGAACAGAUCGUCUGUUAUCUGUGUAUUAAUUUGUAGCUUCCUUUUCAAAAAAAA